ACUCAUUCAAUUUAGUCUAUCGCGUACCACCGGCUGCUGUAGUCGACUGCAAAGGGUCACUACGAAUCGCCGGCUUUUUAGUACCUCGGUUAAAUUAACUGAAUUGAACGAUCGUGCUCCUGACUAUAAUACAGACAUUUCCCGUGAAAGUACGAACAUUGCGUAGUGGUGGUACACAGGAUCAUCACAGUUUCAUAUUUCAAUAGAAAUCACUUUGAGGUAUGGAGUGGGAAGGGCCGCCCAAGCAAGGCUUGUACGACCCCCAGAACGAGCACGAGGCAUGCGGUGUUGGCUUUGUGGUUGCUAUUGACGGCAAACGUUCUCAUAAAAUCGUCCGAGAUGCUGAAACUCUUGCAAAACGUAUGGAGCAUCGAGGCGCGUGCGCAUGCGACAACGAUACCGGAGACGGCGCUGGUGUACUGACCGCCAUCCCGCAUCAAUACUAUUGCGCUCAGCUUAGGAGCAGUCAUCAAAUCGACUUGCCACCGUUUGGUCAUUAUGCCACUGGCAUUUUCUUCCUGGACAAGUUACAUCAUCAAGACAUUGAGAAGAAGUUCACCGAGCUCGCUGAGAGCCUUGGUUUGAGUGUGAUUUGUUGGAGGACGGUACCAACUAACAACAACACCAUUGGUCAAGUGGCUCGUAACUCGGAGCCAUAUAUGCGUCAAGUGUUUGUUACCGGAGAUAUCAGCGACGAAAACCAACUUGCACGCCAGAUAUUCGUGCUGCGUAAACGCGCGUCCCACGAGCUAGUGGUGCCAGGGGCUCGCUUCUACAUCUGCAGUUUGUCUCUGAAGACUAUUGUUUAUAAAGGACUUCUCACUUCAAACCAAUUAUGGGAAUACUUCAAGGAUCUGACAAACCCUGCCUUUACUACAUACCUAGCGUUAGUUCAUACGCGCUUUUCCACCAACACCUUCCCAAGCUGGGAACGUGCGCAUCCUUUGAGAGUGCUUGCCCACAAUGGCGAAAUAAAUACAUUACGAGGUAACGUGAACCUGAUGAAAGCUCGCGAAGGUGUCAUGAAGAGCGAGUUAUUUGGUGAUGAUCUGAAGAAGCUAUACCCAGUUGUGGAACCGAAUCUAUCCGAUUCCGGCUCAGCAGAUUGUGUUCUCGAAUUCUUGCUACAUUGCGGAAAUAGGACGCUGCCGGAAGCGGUGAUGACGAUGGUACCUGAAGCUUGGCACAAUGAUCCUACAAUGCCAAAAGAAAAGAGAGACUAUUAUCAGUGGGCGUCGUGUGCUAUGGAACCCUGGGAUGGACCUGCUCUAGUUUCAUUUACUGAUGGAAGAUAUAUCGGUGCCAUAUUAGAUAGAAAUGGUUUGAGACCAUCUCGUUUCUAUGUAACAAAUGAGAAUAUACUUGUGAUGGCGUCCGAAGUUGGGGUUUAUGAUGUCGACCCAGAAAAAGUUAUAUUAAAGAGUCGUCUAAAGCCCGGAAGAAUGUUACUAGUCGAUACGCAAGAGAAGAAAAUCAUCGAAGACGUGGAGCUUAAGUUAAAGAUCGCGCAAAGCCGCCCGCACUCGCAGUGGCUGCAGGAACAGAUAACGAUGGAGGAUAUCCACAAGUCAAUCUCCCCUCAAGUGGACGUCCAAAGCAACGGAUACGAUCACAGUGCCAUCUCCGGGCUCGGCGACAAGCGGCUGGGCCUGUUCGGAUACACCAUUGAAUCCAUCAACAUGUUGUUGCUACCUAUGAUACAGAACAAGAAGGAGGCCCUGGGCAGCAUGGGCAACGACGCGCCGCUGGCGUGUCUGUCGCGCUUCCAGCCGCUCCCCUACGAAUACUUCAAGCAGCUGUUCGCGCAAGUGACCAACCCGCCUAUCGAUCCUUUUCGCGAGAAGAUAGUGAUGUCCCUGCUGUGUCCGAUCGGCCCCACCGCCAACAUCCUGCAGCCGAGCGCUGAUUUCGUACAUCGCAUAUUUCUACCCCAACCCAUACUCUCCCUACCUGACCUCGAGGCUCUAAAGCGGACUUCCCAUCGAGGAUGGAAGACGCGGGUGCUGGACUGCACGUUCGACAUCGGCGACGGGCCGCACGGGCUGGAGCCGGCGCUGACGCACAUCGCGCACGCGGCGCACGCGGCGGCGGCGGCGGGCUGCCAGCUGCUCGUGCUGUCCGACCGCGCCGCCGGGCCCGCGCGCGUGCCCGUCAGCUCGCUGCUGGCGCUCGGCGCCGUCCACCAUCACUUGAUCGAAACGCGUCAACGCAUGAAAGUGGGAAUCAUAGUGGAAACUGCGGAAGCUCGAGAGGUACACCACAUGUGCGUUUUACUUGGCUACGGGGCUGAUGCUAUCUGUCCCUACCUGGCUUUCGAGCUAGCUUUUUCUCUGCGCAACGACAACCUGAUCGAUCAGAACCUAUCCGACAAUGAAAUAUACUUGGCAUACCAAAAAGCCAUCGAGACCGGCCUCGCCAAGGUAAUGGCCAAGAUGGGGAUCAGCAUGCUGCAAUCCUACAAGAGCGCACAGAUUUUCGAGGCAGUCGGACUCAGUGAAGAGGUCAUCGACAAGUGCUUCCGCGGCACGCAAUCGAGGAUCGGUGGCGUUAAUUUUGAGAUUAUGUCUCAGGAAACGUUUGACAGGCACGCAUUGACUUACGGUGACUGUCGCGAUAUGCUUGUCUUGAGGAACCCGGGCAACUACCACUGGCGCGCGGGCGGGGAGAAGCACAUCAACGACCCGCUGUCCAUCGCCAACCUGCAGGAGGCCGCCGUCGGCAACAGCGCCUCCGCCUACGACCGCUUCAGGGAGAGCGCGCUGGAGUCGGUGCGCGCGUGCACGCUGCGCGGGCAGCUGGAGCUCGUGAAGCUGGACGAGCCGCUGCCGCUGGCCGAGAUCGAGCCCGCCGCGGAGAUCGUCAAGCGGUUUGCCACCGGUGCUAUGUCGUUCGGCUCAAUAUCUCUGGAGGCGCACACAACGCUCGCGGUCGCCAUGAACCGCGUGGGUGGAAAAUCUAAUACCGGAGAGGGCGGAGAAAACGCCGAUCGGUAUCUCAACCAGGAUCCUGAAUUCAACAAGCGUUCGGCCAUAAAGCAAGUGGCAUCCGGACGGUUCGGAGUGACCGCGUCCUAUUUAGCGCACGCUGAUGACUUACAAAUCAAGAUGGCGCAGGGAGCCAAACCCGGGGAGGGCGGAGAAUUACCCGGCUACAAGGUGACGGAGGAAAUAGCGAAGACGCGGUGCUCCGUGGCGGGCGUGGGGCUGAUCUCCCCGCCGCCGCACCACGACAUCUACUCCAUCGAGGACCUGGCCGAGCUCAUCUACGACCUGAAGUGCGCCAACCCGCGCGCGCGCAUCUCCGUCAAGCUCGUCUCCGAGGUCGGCGUCGGCGUCGUCGCCUCGGGCGUCGCCAAGGGCAAGGCGGAGCACAUCGUGAUCUCGGGGCACGACGGCGGCACGGGCGCCAGCUCGUGGACCGGCAUCAAGAGCGCGGGGCUGCCGUGGGAGCUGGGCGUGGCCGAGACGCACCAGGUGCUCGUGCUCAACGACCUGCGGUCACGAGUCGUGGUUCAAGCGGAUGGACAGAUUCGAACUGGUUUCGAUGUGAUGGUGGCGGCGCUGCUCGGUGCGGACGAGUUCGGCUUUAGUACUGCGCCCCUCAUUGCAUUAGGUUGUACAAUGAUGAGAAAGUGUCACCUGAACACGUGUCCCGUGGGCAUUGCGACGCAAGACCCCGUUCUUCGCAAGAAGUUCGCCGGCAAGCCGGAACACGUCAUCAAUUAUCUGUUCAUGUUAGCGGAAGAGGUGCGCGUGCACAUGUCGGAGGUGGGCGUGCGGCGCUUCGGCGAGCUGGUGGGCCGCACCGACCUGCUCAAGGUGCGCGAGCGCAACGACAACCCCAAGGCGCGCCUGCUCAACCUCGGGCUCAUACUCAAGAACGCGCUGCACAUGCGGCCCGGCGUCAACAUCGUCGGGGGCUCCAAGCCGCAGGACUUCCAAUUAGAGAAACGUCUAGAUAACCAGAUAAUCCAGCAGUGCAGCGGUAUACUGGAUGGCACUCAGCAGAAAAUUGACAUUGCCAUGAAAAUCACGAACGAAGACCGCGCCUUUACAUCUACGCUUUCUUACCAUAUUGCUAUGAAAUUUGGCGAGGGUGGCUUGCCUGACGGUACAUCAAUAAAUAUUUCACUGACUGGCUCUGCGGGUCAGAGCUUUUGCGCUUUCCUCUCGAAGGGAAUCACAGUUACCCUCGAAGGCGACGCCAAUGAUUAUGUCGGAAAGGGUCUCUCCGGGGGCAAGGUCAUAAUUUAUCCACCUAAGAAUUCACCAUUCGAGUCACACUUAAAUGUGAUCGUGGGCAAUGUAUGUCUUUACGGGGCUACCUCUGGAAGAGCUUACUUCAGGGGCAUCGCGUCGGAGCGGUUCUGCGUGCGCAACUCGGGCUGCGUGGCGGUGGCGGAGGGCGCGGGCGACCACGCGUGCGAGUACAUGACGGCCGGCGUCGUGCUCGUGCUCGGCCUCGUCGGCAGGAACUUCGCCGCCGGCAUGAGCGGUGGUGUCGCUUACGUGUACGAUAUCGACGGCUCAUUCAAGAGUAAGUGCAACCCUGAAAUGGUAGAGCUGUUGCCGUUAGAGAAAAAGGAGGAUUUGGAUGAAGUGCAAAAACUGUUGGAAGAAUUUGUAGAAUAUACUGGCUCGAUAAUUGCGAAGAGUCUUCUCGAAAACUGGCCAGAACCAGCCAAAAUGUUCGUCAAGGUAUUCCCUUACGAGUACCAGCGAGCUCUCAAACAGAUAGCUCUUAAGCAAGCCACGCCGAAACUCGAGAGUAAUGGCAAGCACGAUGAGAAUGGCGUCGUAGACAUCGAGGAAGCAGUUCGGAAUGUAGAGUUGGAUAAGAAAAACCUCGAAAAGAUUUUGGAUAAGACCAGGGGCUUCAUCAAGUACCCGCGCGAGACGUCGCUGUACCGGCCGGCGGAGAAGCGGCUGAACGACUGGGACGAGAUCUACAACCUGUCGGGCGUGCGGCGCGGGCUGCGCGUGCAGGCGGCGCGCUGCAUGGAGUGCGGCGUGCCCUUCUGCCAGGGCGCGCACGGCUGCCCGCUCGGCAACAUCAUCCCCAAGUGGAACGACCUGGUGUACCGCGCCGACUGGCGGCAGGCGCUCGCCAUGCUGCUGCAGACCAACAACUUCCCCGAGUUCACGGGGCGCGUGUGCCCGGCGCCGUGCGAGGGCGCGUGCGUGCUCGGCAUCUCCGAGCCGCCCGUCACCAUCAAGAACAUCGAGUGCGCUAUCAUCGACCACGCCUUCGAGAGUGGCUGGAUCAGUCCCGAGAUUCCAGAGCAUCGCAACGGAAAAACUGUCGCUAUCGUCGGUUCGGGCCCGGCAGGGUUGGCUUGCGCUCAUCAAUUAAAUAAGGCUGGAUACACGGUGACAGUAUUCGAACGUAACGAUCGUCCCGGUGGUUUGCUGCAAUACGGAAUUCCGAGUAUGAAGCUGAGCAAGGAAGUCGUGGGUCGAAGGAUCAAGCUGAUGACUGCUGAGGGCAUUUCGUUCAAAUGUAACAUCGAUGUUGGAAAAGAUAUUUCUGCAGCCGAGUUGGCUAACGAAUACGACGCUCUAGUCCUCUGCAUGGGCGCGACGUGGCCGCGCGACCUGCCGCUGAAGGGUCGGCAGCUGGGCGGCAUCCACUUCGCCAUGGAGUUCCUCGAGGGCUGGCAGAAGCGCCAGGCCGGCCCCGCGCCCGGCCACCCCGCCAAGGACGCGCCCGUGCUCUCCGCCAAGGACAAGGACGUGCUCAUCAUCGGCGGCGGCGACACCGGGUGUGACUGUAUAGCGACAGCGCUUCGGCAAGGUGCUAAGUCCAUCACGACAUUCGAGAUUCUCCCCGAGCCCAAGAAAACCAGAGGACAAGACAAUCCGUGGCCACAGUGGCCCAGAGUGUUCAGGGUCGAUUACGGUCACGAAGAAGUGAAGGUCAAGUUCGGCAACGACCCAAGGAAAUUCUCCACUCUGACUAAGGAAUUCCUCGAUGACGGCGCGGGCAACGUGUGCGGCGUGUCGGCGGCGCAGGUGGAGUGGGCGCGCGGCGCGGGCGGGCGCUGGGACAUGCGCGAGCUGCCCGCCGAGCGCCGCGUGUUCGCCGCCGACCUCGUGCUGCUCGCCAUGGGCUUCCUCGGCCCGGAGCGCUACGUCGCCUCGCAGCUCGAUCUCCCACUUGACGCGCGAAGCAACUUCGAAACAUCGAAGGACAACAUCUACAAGACUCCCAUGAGCAACGUAUUUGCUGCAGGAGAUUGUCGUCGUGGUCAGUCUUUAGUCGUAUGGGCCAUAUCGGAAGGCCGACAGGCUGCCAGAGCCGUGGAUAUAUAUCUGUCAGGCAAGUCCUACCUUCCAGGUCCCGGCGGAGUUAUUUCCAACAAUUAAAUAAUCAUCGGCCGACCUGGGAUUUGACAUAUAUAUGUAUAAAUAUAAGUUUCAAAUUCCUUUUUAAACUAAAUUGAAAUAGUUUAAAAUUUAAAUCAAUGUUAUUAGGUUA
Molecule: messenger RNA, 6477 nt
Organism: Vanessa atalanta (red admiral)
Lineage: Eukaryota; Metazoa; Arthropoda; Insecta; Lepidoptera; Nymphalidae
Gene: Gogat
Product: glutamate synthase [NADH], amyloplastic
Exons: 43
Coding region: 222-6365 (2047 amino acids)
Molecular function (GO): iron ion binding; iron-sulfur cluster binding; flavin adenine dinucleotide binding
Source: RefSeq, a predicted model, not a curated record